Bipolaris maydis ATCC 48331 is the source of this 603-nucleotide messenger RNA. RefSeq lists its product as uncharacterized. NCBI's taxonomy places the organism in Eukaryota, Fungi, Ascomycota, Dothideomycetes, Pleosporales, Pleosporaceae. The record is from RefSeq and is a predicted model, not a curated record.
AUGUCUGCAACUCGGAAGUUCCCUACAGUUGAAAUUGAAGCAAAGGACGACAUGGCGAACGACCGUACUACCAACAGCGUUCACGCAAACAAUACAUCUGUGCCUGCACCACCCAGGCUGGUCACUCCCUCUGGUGCCGACCUGACCUUGUCAGACUUGAACGUCGGGAGCAACACCCCCCACCUUUCUUCUCCCAUCCACACACCCUCAACGCCCGGCCAUUUCAUCAACCAAGAGCCAAACCCGACGUCCUUCUCCUGCUCUCCAACUCUCGUUUCCUCCAUCUUCCCGACCGAGCUACCUCUCCGUACCCCACCUCGCCCUUCGCUCAUCAGCCGUGUAUUCAGCCUAUCACCGCCGUCUGUGCAUGCAGCUCGCGCUGGAAAUCGUGAACCUCGUACUUUUCAUACACCAGACAUUGAGAUGGGUGGACGGGAGCGCUUGACUCACGUCUUGCAGCAAGAUGAGAGGGCCAAGAAUAUCGAGAAGAUUGAGAAGGUCAAGCUGGCGUUGCUGCUAGUGGGUGGGACGACGCUUUGUUUAGCGAUGGGUAUAAUGGUGUAUUUGGUUGUGAAGUUUGCUGCGGAGGAUGACAGGCAUUAG